Galeopterus variegatus (Sunda flying lemur) is the source of this 2378-nucleotide messenger RNA. RefSeq names its product DEAD (Asp-Glu-Ala-Asp) box polypeptide 31 (gene DDX31). The transcript is spliced from 21 exons. The coding region runs from base 39 to 2168 and encodes 709 amino acids. Gene Ontology annotation, molecular function: nucleic acid binding; ATP binding. NCBI's taxonomy places the organism in Eukaryota, Metazoa, Chordata, Mammalia, Dermoptera, Cynocephalidae. Gene Ontology annotation, biological process: ribosome biogenesis. The record is from RefSeq and is a predicted model, not a curated record. Gene Ontology annotation, cellular component: nucleus.
AAAGGCAAGAAAGGCUGGAAAUAAUUGUGGUAGGAGUGAUGGAUGGAGCAGCAUUCUCAUUUGGAAUGGGAACGCAAGCAAAGGCUACCAAAAGAAAAUACCAGACGUCCAGUGAGGCUCCCCCAGCAAAACGGAGGAAUGAGGCAUUAUUUCUCCCAACCAAGAAAACUUGUGUUAAAGAAACUCAAAUGAAUUUUAAAGGAAAGGCACAAAAAACAUUUUCUCCAAAGAAGUACUCGGCUAGCACAAGUGACAGAAACCAAGAGGAGAAACCAUGCAUUAAGACUUCAUCAUUGUUUAAAAACAACCCUGAAAUUCCGGAACUCCACAGACCUGUAGUAAAGCAGGUGCAAGAAAAAGUGUUUACUUCAGAUGCCUUUCAUGAACUGGGCCUCCACCCACAUUUAAUUUCCACAAUAAAUAUGGUAUUAAAAAUGUCUAGUAUGACCAGAGUUCAGAAGCAAAGUAUUCCUACAUUGCUGGAAGGCAGAGAUGCUCUUGUGCGAUCCCAGACGGGUUCAGGUAAAACUCUUGCCUAUUGCAUCCCUAUGGUCCAGUCCCUUCAAGCAAUGAAGUCAAAAAUACAACGCAGUGAUGGCCCCUAUGCUUUGGUACUAGUGCCAACGAGAGAGCUGGCUCUACAAAGCUUUGACAUUGUCCAGAAACUGCUUAAGCCAUUUACCUGGAUUGUGCCUGGAGUAUUAAUGGGAGGAGAGAAGAGAAAAUCAGAAAAAGCCAGACUCCGCAAAGGAAUAAAUAUCCUUAUCUCAACUCCUGGACGUCUGGUGGAUCACAUAAAAUCCACAAAGAACAUUCAUUUUAGUCGGAUACAGUGGCUGGUUUUGGACGAAGCAGACAGAAUCUUGGAUUUGGGUUUUGAAAAGGAUCUCACAGUCAUACUCAAUGCUGUAAACGCCGAAUGCCAGAAACGACAGAAUGUCUUGCUGUCAGCGACACUCACAGAAGGUGUAGCAUGGCUAGCCGAUAUCAGUUUACACAAUCCAGUCAGUAUUUCUGUCCUGGACGAAAGCCAUGACCAGUUUAACCCAAAGGGCACUGUGAUCCAAGAAGUCUCUUCUCCGCAAACUAGCGACAAGCGGGACAGCUUUGCAAUACCAGAGAGUCUCACUCAGUAUGUGGCAUUGGUUCCUAGCAAACUGAGACUCGUCACUCUAGCGGCCUUCAUCCUUCAGAAAUGCAAGUUUGAGAAAGACCAGAAGACGAUUGUCUUUUUCUCAAGUUGCGAGCUGGUGGAGUUCCACUACAAUCUCUUCCUUGAGACCUUGCUGAGCAGCACAGGGGCCCCGGCAUCAGGGUCCUCACCAUCUGCCUCCUCGCGAUUAAAAUUCCUGCGGCUGCAUGGCAACAUGGAGCAGGAGGAAAGAACAGCAGUAUUUCAGGAAUUCUCACAUUCCAAAAGAGGUGUCCUUCUUUGUACGGACGUUGCAGCUCGGGGCUUAGAUCUCCCUCAUGUCACCUGGAUUGUUCAGUACAACGCUCCGUCUUCACCUGCAGAAUACAUCCACCGGAUUGGAAGAACCGCCCGGAUUGGCUGCCGUGGGAGCAGCCUGCUCAUUUUGGCUCCUUCAGAGGCAGAAUAUGUCAACUCGUUGGCUUCUCACAAAAUCAACAUUUCUGAGAUUAAGAUGGAAGAUAUUUUGUCUGUUCUGACAAAGGAUGAUUGUUUUAAACGAAGACAGUGGGAAAACCAGAAAUCCCACGCUGUUGGUCCCCAGGAAAUCCGAGAGCGAGCCACGGUCUUGCAGUCAGUAUUUGAAGAUUAUGUGCACUCCAGUGAGAGGAGGGUCUCCUGGGCAAAGAAAGCUCUGCAGUCCUUCAUCCGAGCCUACGCCACCUACCCCAGGGAGUUGAAGCCCAUCUUCCAUGUCCGAUCCCUCCACCUUGGGCAUGUGGCUAAGAGCUUUGGGCUAAGGGAUGCCCCCCAAAAUCUUAGUGUCUCAGCUGUAAAGAAGAGGAAAGCAAAACUGAAAAGGCCUGACCUUCAUAAGAGGACCGAGAGUAAACACCGCCUUGCUGAAAUUUUGCGUUCAGAAUACUCAAGUGGGAUGGAGGCGGGCGUCGCCAAGGUCAAAAGCAGAGCCGGCGUGGGAAGACCAGCAGCCCGCCGCCGCAGCGCACUACCGAGCCUCGGCCUGAGGAAAAAGUGAAAACGUGCUCCAUGAAACAGAUCCGCAAGGUGCUGACCUACGGGAGACCAGGUCGUGCUCAGCCCGGGAGGGGUCUGAGUCCUGCCACAGAACAACGUUCUGAAGAAGUUUGACAGCUUGACUUCAACCUUAUUGAUGCAUAUAUUGGCAUGAAUUUUGUAAAGUGGGAUGUUAAAAACUGGAAUUGAACUUAUACAAGAGAAAAAAAUA